Messenger RNA from Tetrahymena thermophila SB210, 1998 nucleotides. Its product is annotated as protein kinase. Gene Ontology annotation, cellular component: cytoplasm. Gene Ontology annotation, biological process: protein phosphorylation. Lineage: Eukaryota; Ciliophora; Oligohymenophorea; Hymenostomatida; Tetrahymenidae. The transcript has 8 exons. The record is from RefSeq and is a predicted model, not a curated record. Gene Ontology annotation, molecular function: protein serine/threonine kinase activity; protein binding; ATP binding.
AUGGGAAACUGCUGUGGAGAUAAAAACUCAGGAACAUCUAACUCUACAUUAAUCAUAAAUGCACAAUGUUAGAAAAUAUAUCAAUUAGAAUCUAUAGAUCUCUAAAACAAUGAUCAAGUUUUUAAAUAUUGUGAAGAGUUAAAAAAUUUAUCGCAUGUUAACGUUAAGUAAAUAAGCUCAUUUAAUGUGAUAAAUGGGUAAUUAUAUAUAUCUACUCAUCUCAACCAAGAAACUGAUUUAGCUAAAUACAUGGAUUCUAGAAAAAAUAGCAUAUUACCAAGCUAGAUAGCCAAAUUUAUUAUUAGAUAAGUAUGUUAGGGUCUGUAGUAUCUCCAUAGAAAGGAAAUAGUGCAUGGAGAUUUGAAUUUGAAGAAUAUCGAAAUCAAUCCAGCAAAUAAUGAGAUUUAAUUAAUGAAUAUGAGUCUCCCAUCAAAGUUCUAGCUAAAAUUAAUAAAGAAUCCAUAUCAAAUGUAAGAAUUCGAAUCUCCAGAAUAGAAAUAAGAAGAAAACAUUUCAUAUUCUUCUGAUUUAUAUUCUUUAGGCGUUUUAGCAUUGAGUUUAUAUGGGGUUAGUUUCUAAAGCACUUUAAAAAUAUCAAAACCUGUUCAUUGCCCUUUCGGAUUAUAUGAAAAAUUAAAAGCAUUGAUAAAUCAAAACCCUGAUUCAAGACCUCCUAUAGAUGAUAUAAUUGAAGCUUUAGAUUUCGAAACCAACCCAGAAAGUAUACAGAACAUAGAUUAGGUGGAUAAAGAAAAACAAAACACAAGUAAAAAUAGUAAACCGAUUGAGUAAAACGAAGAUUAACUCAGUCUUUAAUCGCAAAAAUAAAAAGAUUAAUAAACUAUACAUGAAACAAAUAUAAAUGCAGUAAUUGCAAGCUAAAAAGAUAACUAGUCCUCUGUUAAUAAUAUCUAAUUAUAGUAAAAAUCAUAGAAUAUUAUAGAAUUGCAAAAUAAUACUUCCUAAUAAAUAGAAAAAGCAGUUAAUAUUGAGCAUAAACCAAUAUCAGAAAAGAUAAUUCUCUAAAAAGUUAGUGAAAAAAUAGAGUAUGAUUUUAACCCUUACAAAUUAAAGCAAACCAAAGACUAAAGUUAUAAAAAUCCAAUGAAAACUUUACAUUAUUAUCAAGAUCAUGAAUCUUUAAUUACAUCGAUUGCAAGUGACAGUACUCAUAAUUAUAUUUUUACUUCUAGUCUUGAUGGUUCUGUAAUCGUUUACUAGUUUGAUUAAAAUUAAAAAUAGCUCAAACAACAUAAAAAAUUAUCAGAUUUUGUUUAUGGAGUUUCUUAAGUGAAAGUAACAGCUGACAAUAACUAUUUAAUUGCCUCUGAUCUAUCUUCCAAUAUAUAUAUUUAUAGUUUAAAAGAUUUUAAACUAUUCAAAAAGCUAACUAAUUUGUUUGAAAAAAGUUGCAUACUAUCAAUUGAUAUCUCUGAAGAUAAUCAAUAAUUGCUGAUUUCAGCAACAUAUAAAAAGACACUUUUAUGUAAUCUUAAAAACUUUGAAAUUAGUAAAUAGUAAAACAUUGAAGGAUUAAGCAGUAAUGGCCAAAUUUGUAGAUUCUUCUAAAAGUAUAUUAUAAUAGGAGAGGAAAGUGGUAAAAUACUUGCAUACAAUUAAGAUAACUUGAUAACUCCUAUUAAGGAAUUUAACUACCAUAAUAAUGCUAUUACAUAGAUAUCUAUUGGAGCUAACUAUUUUGCAGUCUCUAGCUAAGAUAAAAAUAUAUCAAUAUUUGAUGAAUAACUUAAUAAAAUUUAGAGUAUAAGUACUCAUCUUGAUUGUGUUGCUAAUGUAUUUAUAGAUAAGGACUGUAAUUCCCUCACUUCUAAUGGUUGGGAUGGAAGUACAUGUUUAUUUUUAAAAAAUUCCAAUGGUUAAUUUGAACUUCAAAGCUGUUUUUCAAACGAAACUAGUUGGUCAGUAAGCAGCAUUUACAUUAAAAAAAAUAACCUAAUAAUAUCAAGCGGAGGACGCUUCUUAUUUAUAUUUUCUUGA